AUGGUCAAGAACGUGCGCAUCACCUACCGCCGCCGCCACUCGUACGCCACCCGGUCGAACGGCAUCAAGGCCGUCAAGACCCCCGGUGGCAAGCUUGUCGCCCAGUACCGCAAGAAGCGUGCUGCCGGCCCCAAGUGCGGUGACUGCAAGCAGUCGCUGAAGGGCAUCAAGCACCUGCAGUCGAAGGAGUACAAGAACGUGAGCAAGACCCACCGCACCGUGUCGCGCGCCUACGGCGGCUCGCGUUGCGCCAUCUGCGUGCGCCAGCGCAUUGUGCGUGCCUUCCUGAUCGAGGAGCAGAAGAUCGUCAAGAAGGUGCUGAUGGAAAAGCUCAAGAAGAGCAAGUCGGCCUAA
Phytophthora sojae is the source of this 354-nucleotide messenger RNA. RefSeq lists its product as hypothetical. Bases 1 to 354 code for a protein of 117 amino acids. Gene Ontology annotation, biological process: ribosome biogenesis; translation. NCBI's taxonomy places the organism in Eukaryota, Oomycota, Peronosporomycetes, Peronosporales, Peronosporaceae. The record is from RefSeq and is a predicted model, not a curated record. Gene Ontology annotation, molecular function: structural constituent of ribosome. Gene Ontology annotation, cellular component: cytosolic large ribosomal subunit; ribosome. The transcript has 2 exons.